CUCUGCUUUUUGUUGGUAGCAUUGUCUUGAAUAGCAUUGGCAACACUGAUUUUUAACGUAACCUGACUUUUUAACAAGGAAUAUUUUCUUUUUAUUAUCCUAUUUUAAUAUAGAUUAAAUAACAAUGAUUACCUACGAAUUAUGCUUAUUAUUGCGAGUAAUGCCAAAGCCCGAGUUAACAACCACUUUAAAGAGAGCUGCCGAGGCAAUUUUCGAGAAAGGAGGCAUUAUUAGGAAGCUAGAAAACUUGGGCACAAGAGACAUGCCAUAUAAAACCAGCGUGCACGGUGCGGUACACAAAAAAGCAAGUUAUUUUUUGUAUGAGUUUAAUGCUCCGCCAAGCAGUUUGGAGACGCUUUUGGACGCGUAUAGCAGAGAUGUCGAUAUAAUUAGACGGCAGAUUUACAAGAAGAAAGCGAUAGAACCGUUUGAGUGUACUUUGAAUGAUGAAAUUUUGCCUCCUGCUUACAGAAAAGACGUUCAGGAGUUGAUAUCAGAGGCAAGGAAGUUAGAAAAACCUAAGUUUAGUUAUAAUAGCGGUUUGGACUAUUAUCCUUUCCAAAAAUAGUUUUUGUUUUUGUAUAUAGUAGUGUUAAGUAAUAAAUAAAACAAGUGAAAUGA
Molecule: messenger RNA, 621 nt
Organism: Brassicogethes aeneus
Lineage: Eukaryota; Metazoa; Arthropoda; Insecta; Coleoptera; Nitidulidae
Source: the annotation of a GenBank genome assembly